Messenger RNA from Vanessa atalanta (red admiral), 3451 nucleotides. Its product is annotated as facilitated trehalose transporter Tret1-like. Gene Ontology annotation, molecular function: transmembrane transporter activity. Bases 212 to 1660 code for a protein of 482 amino acids. Gene Ontology annotation, biological process: transmembrane transport. The record is from RefSeq and is a predicted model, not a curated record. The transcript has 9 exons. Gene Ontology annotation, cellular component: membrane. Lineage: Eukaryota; Metazoa; Arthropoda; Insecta; Lepidoptera; Nymphalidae.
CAGUAUUGUAGUCUGAAUCCAUUCAGUUGUGUGAAAAACGUGCACGCGAAUGACGUGUUACUGUUGUUAUUAUUUUAUACGAUUUAAUAUAAUCUAUAUAAAUGUUAUUAUUUAAUACGAAUACGGAAUACACAGUUUUGUGUUAAGGAUUUUUGUGGUUCUUUUAUCGCUUCAGACUGAUAAAUUUGUAAAAAAUUAUUGAACUAUCAACAUGGAGAGAGGCAGAAGAGUACAAUAUUUCGCGGCAUUUGCUUUAUCUCUAGCAACCGCCACAAUGGGAGUUAUAUCUGCGUGGCCAACACCUGUUUUACCAAAACUUCACAAUAAUGAAACAAGUUUUAACAUAACGGAUAAUGAAAUAGCGACGAUGCUGGCCAUGUCUUCCCCAGGCUUUGUAUUGGGCAGCUUGGCUACAAGAUUUGUCUCUGAUAUGUUUGGAAGACGAGCAACAGUUCUCACUAGUGCUGCACCGUUUGGUACCGGAAUGUUAAUCGCGGCUACAGCAUCCCAAGCUUGGCUCCUCUGCGUAAUGAAAUUACUUUGGGGAUUUGGAACGGGGAUGGUUGCUACUGUUAUCUCGAUUUACCUAGCUGAAAUAUCAGAUAAAGACCUGCGCGGUAAACUUUCCGUCGGCACCAGGUUUAUGUUUAACUUCGGAAGUCUUCUAAUGAUAUCCAUAGGGCCAUUCUUAUCGUACGACAUCCUGAAUUAUUCUAUAUCAGUGCUCCCUUUGAUCUUCUUUGUGGCUUGUCUGUGUAUUCCUGAGUCACCAUAUUUCUAUCUGAAGGAGGGCAAAGUUGAACAAGCGAGAAGAGCUUUGUCGCGGUUGAAAGAGAAGGAGAACGUCGACACUGAAUUGGAAAUGAUGAGACAGGAUGUAUCAAAGGAGAUGAAAAACUCGAGUUCAACCGUGGAGCUAUUCACGGGCAAGCAGUACAGACGCUCAAUCAUUAUAGCUGCAGGGUUAAAAAUAACUCAGAUAAUGACCGGAGCUGUAACGAUCCAGCAAUACUUGGGAAGGAUAAUGCAGGAAAUUGACUCUGAUAUGAAACUCUCCACGCUUCUUAUUAUAUUUGGUGCUGUUAAAUUUCUCGUUGGUAUUAUGUCAUCAUGUUUAGCGGACAGAGUCGGGCGGCGACCACUCCUCAUAUAUUCGUUUUUAGGUACAGGGGUGUCCUUAGCGAUAGCCGGCUCAUAUUUUUUCCUACAAGAGGUUGUUCGUAUUGACCAUUCGUCACUUCGUACUUUUGGGUAUAUCCCUUUUGUCGCCAUAAUCUUCUCUAAUGUCAUUUCAACCGUUGGAUUCAAUUCCAUUAUUGGAAUUAUUCCAGCAGAAAUCUUCCCUUUGAAUGUCAAAGCCGUCGCAAUGACGUCACUGAACGUUUUUGGAGGUUUCUUAGGUUUUUCAGUAGCGAAGAGCUAUCAAGCGAUCAAGAAUAUUUCUGGUCUUUGGGGAGUGUUCUUGAUAUUCGCCUUAGUAGCAAUAUCAGGUGCUAUUUUUUCAUAUUUCAUUGUACCUGAAACGCGGGGGAAGAGUUUACGUGAGAUACAAGAUAUUUUAAAUACCGGUGUUAAUGAUGUUCCUGAGGGGGAAAGUGGGGUCGAAUGUACUGAAUUGAAGCAACUGAGGGAGGAAAAUGAUAUUAAUCAUAAGUGUUAGUACUAGUAGUUGUUCGUUUUGAAAUAAUUAUUGUAUUGAUAUAUUGUAUUGUAUACGAAUUUUUCAAAUUUAUAAAAAAAAUACAUUAAACGCGCGAACCGUCACCCCCAUUUUACCCCUUCGAGCGACGAAUUAAAUAGACUAUGUCCUUCCCCAGGACUCAAACUAUCUAUAUACCAAAUUUCAUCUAAAUCGGCUCAGCGGUUUAAGUGUGAAAAAGUAGCAUUUAUAUUAUUAGUAUGAUAUAUUUUAGAUUUAAGUGUCAAAGUGACUUCACUGAGCAACUUUGUGAUAUUUUUGUACGUUUUUUGUAGAUUUGAAUACAUACGUAAUAAAAAAGAACUAACUACAUAAAGGUACUGAAUAUGAUAAUAUUUACGGCUAUUUUUAUACAUUUUAAAUGAAUAAGUAUAACCUGGAACUAAACGCUGUUGAUACGAUGGAAUAUUUUAUGAUUAGGUCAAGGACAUGAGUCAGUACGAGUUAAGUCUGAUACUGUUACGAUAAGAUACUUGUAGUUAGUUAUGUAUUUUUGGAGCGUACCACUUACUAGUAAACAAUGGCAUUUACUGUUUCCUACUGUUUUCAGUAUUUUUGGUCCUUUGUAUUUAAAAUACGACUUAUUCCUACUUAUUGGGUUAUGGGCGCAGGCAGGAUUAUUUUCAAGGAGGUCCAUGAACAUCUCCACAUUAUACUAAGUAACCAAGAGGUAAGUACGUGCAAACAAUAGCGUACUAUCCGACGUGAUGACACGUGACGUCAGUCAGAGAGAAGAGUUAGUCAUAUAGUCUGUACUUAUAAGUACGUACGUACAGUUCAAUGUAAUAAAAUAGUAAUGAACAACAAAAUAGGAGCUUUAGUUUUCUUUUAAACGGUGAUUUUAGAAAGAAAAAAAUGUAUCUUACGACUUCUGUUUCUUGCCUAGCAGGCGUCCAUGUUAUAAUUUUAUUUUGUGUAACAUGAACCAAAGAUUCCAAUAUAUAGUUUUUUUUUUAAGUCAAAAUUCCUAAUACGCUAAGGUAUAAUCAUUUUCAACAACCGUAUAUAUAUAAUAUUUUUAGUGUUUAUUUAGACAACUUGGCUAUAAUUUUGUUAAGAUUCUAGUUUUUAUUUUAAAUUAUUUCGACCUUUUAAAUAUUACUAUUAUUUGUAACCGUCAAAGGGUACGAAUUAAAUAUUACGACAGUUGUUUUAUUACCUUUUGAUGUUGACCAUACGUAUUAUUUAAAAAUACCUACAAUAAUGUUUUUAGUUUUAGUUUUUAAUUAAAAAAAAAAUAAGGCAUUUACAGGCUUUGGAUUAGAUUUACUAAAUGAUGAUGUAUAUAAAAUUAAUGUUUGUUAUUGUUCCUGCUCUAUGAGUUGUCUCGAUCGUAAAGGUCACUGGUAUUGUACCACCGAUUGUAGACAAUGCAAAGCAUAUAUUAGCUUGAAAACUAUUAAUAAUAUAAUAUGUAAUUAACGUAUAUGUCGCGGCCAACUGGUUUAAUAAGCAAUUCAAUGAAACACUCGUUUGACCACCGGCCUGGUUUGUACCAGCCAAUUCAUCUUCCGUUUUAAAUAUGAUAUGAAAUUACAAAUAAAAAGUUUAUUAAAUGUUCGGUUCAAAAAUCAAACAUUAUUAUUAAGAAGUAUAGCUUUAAUUUGUAACUUUUAGUUCAGGAGAGAACCGUUAUUAUGUAUGACUAGGAGAGAACUACUGAUUGCUAUGUUACGCUGUUAAUGUGAUAAGACUAAAAUGUUUUGUAAUUCACAUUUUAUUAGAUUAUUAUUCAAUAAAGGCUUUUUUAAU